AUGAUAAUUCGUCAUAUGCUCAAGAAAGAGCCCGAGGACGAUCAUGCCUCCAUCUUCAUUGUCCCCAAAACCCUGAAAUCUACCAAGCCUGAUUCCUACAUUCCCCAACAUGUGACGCUAGGCCCCUACCAUUACCGGCGGCCGGAGCUCUACGAGAUGGUGAGAUACAAGCAUGCCGCAGUUCGAACAACCCAUAAACAGCUACACAGCAUCGGGUUUGAAGAGCUCGUCGAGGAGUUUAAGAAGCAGGAGCCAAGGAUCCGCUCUUCCUACCAUAAAUACCUUGAUUUCGACCGUGAAACACUAGCCUGGAUGAUGGCUGUCGAUGCUUCCUUCUUGCUUGAAUUCCUUCAUAUUAAUGCCGUCAGAAAAGGUAGUAGGAACCUAACCAAAGUUUCAUCUGGGAUGGCUUACUUCAUUGAUUAUGCCAGAACGAAGUCGGACUACAAUCCGAUUCUUAGAGACAUAGUGAUGCUUGAGAACCAAAUUCCAUUGUUCCUCCUGAAGAAGAUCCUGGACUACCAGUGCUUAUCGCCAGAGAUUGAUGCUGACGAUGUUCUAUAUUCCAUCUUAAUGGAUCUGUGCAAGGAGCUCUCCCCGCUUAAGAUGAUACACAACUUCCAACGAACACGAAAGCGUGUCUCUUUCUCUGAACACUUUCAUCACUUGUUAGAUUUUCUGUACUCCACGAUUGUGCCCAGGUUGAAUAAGGAACAGCAUUCUGAAAUCGAUGAAGUAGUUGAUGGUGAUGAAGGGAGCAAUAAUCCGGCCGGCGACGGGAGGAAAGAGGAAACGUUCAAGAAUUGUGGUCCUGUAAAACAAGUACUGGAGUUCAUUUGGAAGAUGCUCUCCAACGUAAACAAAGGCCCGAUGCAUUCCGUCACGAAAGUUCUAGCUUCAAAACCUGUUAAGGUAGUGCUACAACUCCCAUGGGAGAUCCUCUCUCGUCUUCCUGGAUUUGCCAUCUUGAAACAACCUGCUGAGCUCUUCUCUCAAGGUGAUGGAGAUGGAAACCCCGAAGAUGAUGAUUCAAGCUCGACGAACAGUGUCGACAGACCUCCAUUGAUAGAGGAGAUCACAAUCCCCUCUGUUACUGAGCUUCACAAGUGUGGAGUCCGAUUCUCCCCCACCAAUGGCGACAUCACAACCAUCAGUUUCGAUGUGAAGAGAGUUACAUUUCAUCUCCCUAAAAUUAGUUUGGACGUUAACACAGAAGUAGUAUUAAGAAAUUUAGUAGCGUAUGAGACUUCAGCGGCAUCAGGGCCAUUGAUUUUUACUCGGUACACCGAGUUAAUGACUGGUAUUAUAGACACUAAGGAGGAUGCAGAGCUGCUCAGAGAAAGAGGUAUUAUUUUGAACCGGUUGAAGAGUGACGAAGAGGUGGCAAACCUGUGGAAUGGGAUGAGUAAGUCUGUCAAGUUAACGAAAGUUGAGCUCUUCGAUAAGGUGAUUGAAGAUGUAAACAAGUAUUACGGUAGUAGGUGGAAGGUUAAAGCUAAGAAGUUUUUGAAGGCUUAUGUGUUUGGUUCAUGGCAACUCCUCACACUUCUGGCAGCUCUUAUGCUCUUGCUGUUGAUGACCUUACAAGCUUUCUGUUCAGUCUAUAGCUGUCCUCGUAUCUUCAAUGUAAACACUACAAUUGAAGAGGAGUGA
This is a messenger RNA of Nelumbo nucifera (sacred lotus), 1653 nucleotides long. The record is from RefSeq and is a predicted model, not a curated record. NCBI's taxonomy places the organism in Eukaryota, Viridiplantae, Streptophyta, Magnoliopsida, Proteales, Nelumbonaceae.